Salvia miltiorrhiza (redroot sage) is the source of this 2322-nucleotide messenger RNA. RefSeq names its product zinc finger BED domain-containing protein RICESLEEPER 2-like. Gene Ontology annotation, molecular function: DNA binding; protein dimerization activity. The transcript has 3 exons. Bases 36 to 2198 code for a protein of 720 amino acids. The record is from RefSeq and is a predicted model, not a curated record. NCBI's taxonomy places the organism in Eukaryota, Viridiplantae, Streptophyta, Magnoliopsida, Lamiales, Lamiaceae.
AUUGAUACUUGUGAUUUUAUGUUUGUUUGGGCAGAAUGGACAACUCAAAUUUAAUAGAAAAUACACCUCAAGAAGAUGAGAUUAUGGUGGAAGAAAAUGAGGUGGAGAAAGAAGUUGUGGAUAUAAAUGAUGAUAAAGAUGGUAAUACAAUAGAAGGAGAUGAUGGAGAGAAAGAUAAAGAAGAAGGUAUUGAUGGAGAAGAUGCUAAAGAUGGAGACAAGCAGGAGGAGAAUAAUGUUUUUGAUAAGAAGAAAAGGAAAAAAUGUUCCAAAGCUUAUGAUGAUUUCAUUGAAUUGACAGGAGAUGAUGGAACUACAAGGUUUCAAUGCAUACAUUGCAAGACUUUUCUUGCUAAGACGUCUACUGGCACAACAUCUCAUCUUUGGAAUCACUUGAAGAGGUGUUUGCAAAAGAAGCUUCACUUGAAGAAGCAAAAGACGUUGCAAUUUCAGCCUGUGAAAUCCAAGUUUGAGAUGAAUCCUUUAUCUGAUGGCAGAUAUAAUCACAUGAAGCAGAGAGAGGCCGUUGCCCAUUGGAUUUUAAUGGGUGAGAAACCAUUUAAUGCUGUAGAGAAUGAUGGUUAUACUUUCAUGAUGAGUAUAAACCAACUCCAAUUUGAGAAGAUUUCUCGUGCUACAGCAAAAAAAGAUGUCAUUAAUGUUUAUAACAUUGAGAAGAAAAAAUUGAUGUUGACAUUGAAAGACAUCAAUAAGAUUUCAUUGACCACUGACAUUUGGAAGUCAAAGGUGCAAAAGAUUUCUUAUAUGUGUGUCACUGGUCACUUUGUUGAUUCAGAGUGGCAACUUCAGAAGCGGCUUCUUAGCUUCAUACCUCUUCCUCCUCCACAUGGAGGUGUUGAUAUCUAUGAUGGGCUUAUAAAGUGCACAAAGGAUUGGGGAAUAGAGCACAAGGUUUUCACCAUCUCUGUGGAUAAUGCCUCAAACAAUGAUGUGGCAAUUCGAAUUGCUAAAGAAACAUUCUCUAGGAGCCGUAAAUUGCCAUUGGAAGGUCAGUUGUUUCAUGUUCGGUGUACUGCACAUAUAUUGAAUCUCGUUGUUCAAGAUGGUCUUCUUGCGAUUAAGAAAAUCAUUGAAGAUGUCAAAAACAGUGUGAGAUUUAUUAACCAAUCAGAGUCUAGGUUGAACAAAUUCUCUGAUGUUGUGCACCACUUAGGAAUUUCUGUGAAAAGGUUGAUCAUUGAUUGUCCAACUCGUUGGAAUUCUACAUAUGAGAUGUUACUUGAGGCAUAUAGAGUUAGAGAUGCAUUUCCUAUUUUUCAACAAAGAGAGCCUUCAUACCGCUGUUGUCCUAGCAUUCUUGAUUGGAUGAAAGUGAAGGAUGUUGUUGACAUUUUAGAGGUUUUUUAUGAAGCCACUCAUGUGAUUUCUGGAGUUGAUUAUCCUACUUCUAAUGUCUAUCUUGGUGUCAUUUGGAGAGUCAAGCAUGUUUUGAAUGAAAAGGAAAAUCAUGUUGAUGAGUUCAUUAGAGUAAUGAUUAAAAAGAUGAAGGAGAAAUUUGACAAAUAUUGGGGAAGUUGCAAUCUUUUGAUGGCUAUUGGAGCAAUACUUGACCCUAGGUUCAAAAUGAGGUUGGUUGAUUUUGCUUUCCAUAAGAUAUAUAAUGAGAUUGAUGCACGUGCAAAUAUUAUGAAGGUUCGAGAUGCAUUGUAUAACUUAUACUUUGAGUAUGUUGAAGUUGAUAAUGCAAAAUCUCGGAAGGGUACUACUUCAGAAAGAUGUUCUGCUACAUGCACAAGCUCCACAUCUCAAGGAAAAUUAGUGCCUAGUGGUUUGUCUAUGUUUGAUGAGUAUCUAGACACUGUUGAGGUGAAUGGUCCUUUGAAAUCGAAGUUGGACAUUUACUUGGAUGAAGGGGUUGUUAGAAGUCAAGAUGGGGAUGGAGCUGUGUCCUCUGAGUUUGAUGCAUUAGCUUGGUGGAAAUCUCAAGAAUUAAAGUUCAAAAUUCUAUCCACUUUAGCUCGUGAUGUUUUGGCUAUUCCGAUAAGUACGGUUGCGUCAGAGGCCACAUUUAGUGCAGGAAGUCGAGUAUUAGAUCCUUAUCGUUCAAGGUUAGGUUCUGAUAUGGUAGAGGUUUUAGUUUGUGGAGCAGAUUGGAUUCGCCAACUUCAUGGAAUCAAGAAGCCCGUUAUGUCACAUGAGGAAGAAGCACCUUUUUAUGUCAUGUUGAACACCACUUAAGUUACAAGCUUGGAGGAAGAUUGGAUGCUUGACAUUUAUUCUACUAUCAUGUUAUUUUGUUGAAUUUGAAACUUUUCGUGAUGUAUGUUCUAGAUGGAUAUUGUUUAUUUUACAAACUUUUAAA